Xenopus laevis (African clawed frog) is the source of this 4467-nucleotide messenger RNA. RefSeq names its product leucine rich repeat containing 45 L homeolog (gene lrrc45.L). The transcript has 18 exons. Gene Ontology annotation, cellular component: centrosome; plasma membrane. NCBI's taxonomy places the organism in Eukaryota, Metazoa, Chordata, Amphibia, Anura, Pipidae. The record is from RefSeq and is a predicted model, not a curated record. The coding region runs from base 312 to 2351 and encodes 679 amino acids.
GGAACGAUCCCGGCAUGCUUUUCUCUUCCUGGUUACGGGCUGGCGCUUGUAUAACUAGUGUUGGCUGUAUUAGGCUGUAAUAGUGAAACGUCUUGGUGUGUUUGCAGGGACUGCGAUUUCCGUCUGGUAAAGGGGACUUCUGUGACGCUAUUUUAACCUACAUACCAGACGCAGAACAGGGAAGGUGACGCGUGCAGGUAUUCCAGGCUAGCUUGGUUCACGGAUUCACUAGAGCUGUCAGGAUCAAGAUCUUAGCAGAAGCUUAUAAGAAGCCCACCUUCAAGUUGUUGGUAUCAGAGUAGCAGCUUCACAUGGGAAUCUGCAAGAUGGAUGAAUUCAAAAGAUUGUAUGUGUGUAUGUGUCAAGAGAGGGGUUCCGAGCCUCAAGAAUCUGUGCUCGGGCAGUUAAAGGAAAUUAACAAAUCGGCAAAAAGAGGGCACCUUGACCUCUCUACAAAGAGCAUAUCCCAGGAUUCAUGCCAGGUCCUUGGGAUCCUCCUGCAGAAUGAUGUAACAUUCACUCAGGUGCUCCUCAGUGACUGCAUGAUCAGUGAGGAUGGUUUGAAAGCCCUUCUUCAGGGCUUGCACUCCAAUUCAGUAAUAAAGCACUUGGACCUAAAGGGUAACAACCUGCGAGCUGAGGGAAGCGAGGCUUUGGGAAAGUUUCUGAGACACACAGCUUCUCUGACAAGUCUUACUUUAGAAUGGAAUAAUUUGGGGACUUGGGAGAAUGGAUUUUCUUUCUUCAGUGAUGGACUUGCCUCAAACCAAACUUUGAAGAAACUUGAUCUCCGAAACAACCAGAUAAACCACAAAGGGGCAGAAGAGCUGUCUAUGGCAUUAAAGCACAAUUCUACAUUACAAGAGUUAGACCUUCGCUGGAAUAACAUUGGUUUACUUGGAGGGAGGGCUAUACAAAGCUGCUUUGAAAGCAACAAAACACUUGUAAAGUUGGAGUUAUCUGGGAACAACAUCUCAAGUGAUGUUCUGAAGGCCAUCGAGUUGAGCAUCAAACAUAAUCAGGAAAGGCAGUUUUUAAAGAAAGGAAAUAUAAGCCAAAGACAGAUGCUCACCAAGGAGGUCCAAAAUCUGAAGCAGGAGAAGAGCAGACAGUUUAUUAAUAUGAUGGAAACCAUAGAUAAGCAGAGGGAAGAAAUGAAUUCCAUCAACAGAUCAGCAGCUUUGCAAGCCGGGAGACUGCAGGAGGCCCUAGAUGAGAGGAAGUCUGUUGUGAAUUCAUCAACUGCCAAGUUGCAACUGAUGGAUGCUGCCCUGGCUUUGUCACACCAGAAGGAACAGGACCUUGGGGAGCUCCUGAGAUCACUAAAACAGGAAGAUUCUAGUAUGAGGGAAAAACAUGCUAAGGAACUAAUAAAGGCAAAAGAGCAAUUCGGAGAGCAUGAAGCCAAAUGCAGAAGGGAUUUAGCAGCUGCAAAUGAGAAAAUUCUUCAUUAUAGGAGCAAGGUUGAUGAGCUGGAACGAAAAUGCAAAAUGCAGCAGGACCUUGUUUUUGAGCUGAAGCAGGAACUGACAAACACAUACUCAGAAUUGAAGCUGCGAGCUGUGCAGGCAGAAGAAAGUUUUGAAGCAGAGAAGAAAAGAUACAGACAGUACAGAGAUGAUUCCACCAUUCUGCAUCAGAAAGAGGUUGAUAAUAUGGCACGGCAUUUGGAAGAUACUGAGAGAGUUGCACAGGAGAGCGUUCAACGUCUGGAGGCUACAAAGCUGGGCUUGGAGGAGGAACUGAGCAGAUUGAAAAUAAUGUUAGCCAACCAGUAUGCUCAGGCAGAAGAAGAGGUACAAAAAGUCCGUAGUUUUGCACAGCUCAAAGAGCAGCAGAAUUGUGCUGUUCUUCAGGACAAGCUACGCACACUCACUCAGUCAAGGGACCAAGCACAGAAUCAAAUUUUGCAACAGAACCAAGUGAUAGCAGAGCUGCAGACUAAGAACAACCAACUCAGCUUGGAAAUUGAAGUCAUAAAGAGAAGGAUUGAUGGGCUACAACAGGAACUGGGCACGAAAGAAGAGGAGAAGGUGUCUGCAUUAACAAAGGCACGUGUAGAAUUCCAUGAACAGAUUGGACACCUUGAGGCCCAACUUUCAACACAAGAAGGACUUAGAGAAAAAAUCAGCACACUGGAAAGACAGCAGAAAGUACAAUCAUAUCAACACAGAGAAAUACUGUUGGACAAGGAAUCUGAGAUCUCCAUUCUGAUGGAAAAGCUUAGGCUUAAGGAUGCAGAGAUUCUGAGGAUACGAGAAGAGGAAGCACAUAGAGCAUGCUUACUACAGAAUGCCAUCCACUCCUACAUCAGCAGCUCCCCGCUGGGCAGUACAACAGACAAGAAGUGAAUGGCUUGCUUAAAAGGAAAGACUAUGCAAAUUACAGAAUUUACAUCACACAAAAUGUAUAUAUCUUUGAAAGGGUUAAAUUUAAUAUUUACACUAUUAAAAUUAAGGACCAGUAACCAAAUAUUAAUUUACUUUUAAUGCAAUGUUCACAGCAACUGUAAUUUUGCACUGAAAAAAAAAAUAGAGAAUACUGUCAUUUUAUGUGUCUAAAUAUUUGUGUGUGAGUUACAAGCAAAUAGAUACAAAAGCCUUAUUAGUGCCUUAAUGGUAGCCUUUACCUAACCUUUAAAGGAGCAGUAUACUCUUAUUUACAUGAAUAGGUACUUACUUUUUACCUGUAGUUGUAAUUAAGAAUAUCAAUGGUUUGUGUUAUUUCUUGCACUAAACAAGAAAUUUAAAUCAGUCUGCAGUUAAGCAAUUUUGGAUUUGAAUGAAUCCUUAAUACAUGGCCUGACCAGGUAUCCUCUCCUCCCCAUCGAGCUACAGACAAAAUAAAGAGAGAGCGUACUAUUGUUCUGAUCGUUAUGUAAACACACCAUGAACUAGCUGACAUUGUGAGUUGGAAGAUUACAUUUUCUAACCCACAUGACUCCGAAACCAACUGAUAUCCAUAAUGCAUAAAUAUCGGUCGAGCUUGGUGGGGCACUAUACAUGUACUAGUCGUUUUGAAAGAUAUUAUUGAUACAUAUAUGGCCAAUUUAAAAGAAUCUGGAACCUUAACGUUGUUUUUCGUUAUUGCACUAGAAAACUGAAUGCAACACAUUUGGUUAAAGUUUUUGAAAUUGUAAUAUGCAAAUUAGGGUUUGUAUUGUUUUUCACUAAUAGGGAUUUAUACAAGUUAGGAUAAAGUGCAAGCUACUGUUAUUUCAUUACAGUAUAGAGGUAAUGUAAUUUAAAGAAAAAUGAAUUAUUUUCCUAAAAUUAUGGGAGGGCGGUUUCCCUGUAGGGGAUCCAUUCUUGUACUGUCUCUUUGAGGCUUAAACGGUAAUAUGAAACAGAAGUUCUUGUUGGAGAUGACAAAGCCAAUAGUAAAUAAGAAUAUACAUGAUUUAUUUUUUCUAUAUAUUACGCUUUCUCAAAUAUGAAAGCAGAGUUUGUGUGGUCACACCAUUGUGAUAUAUUUGAUGUGUAUUUAAAAUAAUGCGUUUAAUUAAACGUAAUCAUUUUAUCUUUUCAUAUGUUUAGCGAUGCACACUUUAGUGUAACAUAGUAACUUACUGUAUGUUGAAAAAAGACAUCAAUAGAGUUCAACCUUUUGGGCUGAAAUCCACGGGUGUUUAUUGUCGGAUCAGCGCGUAACGAUGAAACGUAGACAAUUGAACUCAACGAAAAGACGCAGGUAAAAACUACAGGUUCUUAUGCUUCUUUCUGUACUUAUGUUUGUUUAUUGAAAAUGUUAAUAAAAAUAAACUUUAAAAAAAAAAACUACACAGUUAGACUGUCGGAUGAAGACGCUGCUUUCUGCGUUCACAUCCGACGGUCCUGCCUAAAGCUAGCCAUAGAUGUAAAGAUCCGAUCUUUCAAAUCCUUGAACGAUCGGACUUCCCCAUCUCCCGACCUGCCACUAACCUUUCAGAUCAAGUAAAGGAGCAAAAGAACAGAUCAGCCGAUGUUCUGCCCCUACAGCAAUCGUACAAAAGUUAUUUCCUACAAAAGCUGGAGACAGUCUCCCACUGAAGAUCGUCAAUACUUGUCCGAUUGACUGAACGACCGAUCGGCAUGGCACGACAGAUGUUGGGACACUCCCCACACGGUCCGAAAAUCGAGGAUUUGUAUGAUCAGAUCUUUGUGUCUAUGACCAUCUUAACUGCUAGUUAAUCCAGAGUUGAAACAGUGUUCACUAGCACUGGUAACUCAAUUAGCACUGAGCUAUCUAUCCUGCUGAGUUUAACUGUUCCCUUUCACACAAGCUUUUCAGUACGUGUGCCCAUGCUGUGGCUUUUUGAUUCACAGUUAAUGCAGUCAAUCGUUUUCUAUUUAGGUUGUAGUAAAGGGGCGAAGCUGAACCUAGUUUAGAUGCUGUAUAUGUCUCACCUGUGUUGGACUGUCCAUUGCAGCCCUGUCAGUACAACAUACAUUCAAAAUAAAAAAUCUGAAUAAUUUCUGAAAAAUCAAA